AAGUAAAUAUCACUGCAAGAAACCCUCAACCCCUUGAGAUCUAACCUCACUUUCAGACAGUGUCUCCACUUCACUUCACUUCAACUCAAGUCAACAAUGGCGAAUCGCUUAACCCUCAUCCUCUUUCUUUCCACACUCCUCAUCCUCUCUCACUUCACCCCACUGUCUCUCUCUAAACAAACCUCCCCCGAUGAAGACGACGACGAAGACCUCAGCUUCCUCGAAGAACCCGAACCAGAACCUUCACCCACCUCAACCCACGAUCCAGAUCUCCCAGAUUUCGACGAAUUCGCCGGAGACGAAGAUGACGACUUCGACAACUACAACUACGACGAAGAAGGCGACGACGACUUCGAACUCCCUUCAGAUUUCAAAUACGAAGAAGAUGUAUCCAACACGAUUGAUGAUGCUGACGUUGUGGUUUUAACUGAGGGUAACUUUAGUGAUGUCAUUGAGAGUAACCGGUUCGUGAUGGUGGAGUUUUAUGCUCCGUGGUGUGGGCAUUGUCAGGCUCUGGCUCCUGAGUACGCUGCUGCUGCUACUGAGUUGAAAAGUGAACCGGUUGUGCUUGCGAAAGUUGAUGCGCAAGAAGAGAGUGAGCUUGCUGAGAGUUAUGAGGUCCAGGGGUUUCCUACGGUUUUGUUUUUUGUUGAUGGGGUUCAUAAGCCGUAUCUUGGUCAACGAACAAAAGACGCUAUAGUAACUUGGAUCAAGAAAAAGACUGGACCCGGGGUGUACAACAUAACGACUGUAGACGAUGCGGAGAAAGUUCUUACAUCCGAGGACAGAGUUGUUUUGGCCUUCCUCGACUCUUUGGUGGGUACGGAAAGUGAGGAACUUGUUGCAGCUUCAAGGCUUGACGAUGAUGUCAACUUUUAUCAAACAGUAGAUCCUAACGUGGCCAAGCUUUUCCACAUAAAUCCUGAUGUCAAACGUCCCGCUUUGGUCUUGCUAAAAAAGGAAGCGGAGAAAGUGACACAUCAUGAUGGUCUUUUCGAAAAGGAAUCAAUUAAGGAGUUCGUUUUCGCAAACAAACUUCCCCUAGUGACAACUUUUUCACGAGAAAGCGGAACUUUAAUUUUUGAAAGCCCAAUAAAGAAACAGGUUUUGUUAUUUGCAACUUCAAAGGGUUCAACUAAGGUUAAACAAACAUUCGAGGAUGCUGCAAAGUUAUUUAAGGGGAAGCUUAUCUUUGUAUUUGUUGAACUGGACAAUGAAGAUGUCGGAAAACCUGUUGCGGAUUAUUUUGGCAUCACAGGAGACGCUCCACAAGUUCUUGCAUAUACCGGAAAUGAUGAUGCUAAGAAGUUUGUAUUUGACCAAGAUUUGACCCUUGAAAACCUCAAGGUUUUCGGAGAAGUCUUUUUAAACGACAAGCUUAAACCUGUGUACAAGUCAGAUCCUAUUCCCGAGCAGAAUGACGGUGAUGUUAAAAUAGUAGUUGGGAAUAACUUCGAUGAUAUUGUCUUGGAUGAAUCAAAAGAUGUUCUUCUAGAGAUUUAUGCACCAUGGUGUGGGCAUUGCCAAGCUCUAGAACCGACAUACAACAAGCUUGCUAUGCAUUUACGCGAUAUUGACUCUUUGGUAAUAGCAAAGAUGGACGGAAGUACAAAUGAACAUCCCCGGGCAAAGGCCGAUGGGUACCCCACAAUUCUUUUCUACCCAGCGGGAAACAAAAGCUCGGAUCCUAUAUCUGUGGAUGUUGAUCGAACUGUAGUGGCGUUCUACAAGUUUCUCAAGAAACAUGCUUCGAUCCCCUUUAAGCUUCAGAAACCAACUUAUACUGAUGCCAAAGAAAGCGACACUAAAAUCGACCAGAAAGAUGAAUUAUGACUAUAGUCUAUGUUUGUAGUUUAUAUGUAGACGUUGCAACAUGAUUUCUAAUACAUGAAAUGGAAGUUGAAGACAGAAUACACAAUAAUUAUUGUAGUGUAAGAGUAGACGUUUCUUGAUACCACUUACGAGCUAUAUUAUUGCAUGUGUUUCUCUAA
This is a messenger RNA of Helianthus annuus (common sunflower), 1991 nucleotides long. Its product is annotated as protein disulfide isomerase-like 1-4. NCBI's taxonomy places the organism in Eukaryota, Viridiplantae, Streptophyta, Magnoliopsida, Asterales, Asteraceae. Bases 97 to 1833 code for a protein of 578 amino acids. The record is from RefSeq and is a predicted model, not a curated record. Gene Ontology annotation, molecular function: protein disulfide isomerase activity. The transcript is spliced from 11 exons. Gene Ontology annotation, cellular component: endoplasmic reticulum. Gene Ontology annotation, biological process: response to endoplasmic reticulum stress; protein folding.